Molecule: messenger RNA, 1692 nt
Organism: Priapulus caudatus
Lineage: Eukaryota; Metazoa; Priapulida; Priapulimorpha; Priapulimorphida; Priapulidae
Exons: 3
Coding region: 355-1668 (437 amino acids)
Source: RefSeq, a predicted model, not a curated record
CACCUUCUCAAGUAGGGACACCGCACGCACGCCGCUGUGCACAGGCACACUCGCCAUCAGAGCUGAGAGUGAGAGCACUGACCACAGAGCAGGUUAACAGAUUAACAGAUCUUCAGAAUAGGAUCAUUGCAUGAGGAUUUCGUUAGACAUUUCCUUGAUGAUGACGAAGAAGGGUUUGAGUGAACUACCCGAUUCUCGUGGGACACCAGCGUGGUUUUAAUCCAAGUUUCAGGUUGUCAACAGCCUAUAGGCCAAGGAUAUGGAUGUGUCUGAGGUAUUAGCAUGGUGAUAAUUCAACACUGGAUCAUCUCGAGUUAAAGUGAAACACUGAGGAGAGGAGACUUCUGAAGCAUCAUGAGCCAGAUUCGUGAGGUAGUUGAAAUUCUGUGCAAAUGCCUUAUUCAUUGCAUCAGUGCAUAUGGGAUAACUGCCGAAAUUCUUAGGAAAGCUAUGCGCAAUCGUGCCGAUGUUGUUCCAGAUAUGUGGUUAGCUUUACUUGAUGUACUUGAAGAUUCUACCAAGCAAACGACAUUUUACAAAGGUGAUCUACCUCUGCAACAGUUACGUUCUCAGCACAGACUUAGCAGAAGAUUAGAUUCUAAUGUCAUAAACAGUGUAAAAUCUAGUUUUCUCAAACUUGGCUACAACUUGAAUGAAUUCCAUAGUUUACCCGGCGAUGGGACGCAAGGAAGCCGUGAAUUAUUGUUGGCACUUGCCUGGUAUCUUGGCAGAAUGAAACCACUCGAUAAAUACAUUAUUAGAUGCACGUCUGACAUAAUACACAUAACAAAUAUUAUCAGUGAAGACACCACAGGGGUGAUAGAACUUGGGACAUGUGGCAGCAAAGAAACAGACAGAAACAUAGAACAUGUAAAUGAUGGCUCUGUGGAAGAGAGGAGUGCAAUAGAACAUUAUUAUCGACUGAGUGUGAAGGAUAAGGCCAACUAUUAUGCCUGGCUUUAUGGAAAAGUUCUUUUUAGUAUUCGUAGUCUUCAUGCUAUUCAUAGCGAACAGACCAAGCUCAUGCAUCGAGUGCACUGUGGCACCGCUGGAGUGCAUGUAACAGACUAUGCAAGCCAUCUCUCAGUGCUACAUGCCUACCUGCUGGAUAAACCAAAACAACUAUCACGGUACCUGGAAACGAUAAGGUUCAAGAACAGCCUAAUGGCACUGCUGUUGAAGUGGAAGGCAAGUGAAGGCAUUUUCUGGAGAUGGAUCGCAAGUAUAGUGGAUGACAAGAAAAUGGGGAGAACGUCCAUCAAGUGUACGAAUGUUGCUGUUCAUGGCUCUUUAGAAAAGAAAUCCAUACAAGCGCCUGAAACGACUGCAGGUCACGGAUGUUCAGGCGAUGCAGAUGUAAACACAAUUGAACAAGAAAAGUCAAGCCGAAAUCUAGUCCGUGAACAACUAUUGAAAUCCACUAAAAAUUUGUUGUUAUCAGAAUAUGUUUACACAAUGCCUCCUAAUCCAUGUACGCAGGUGGACAGGGCAAAUGCAGUACGAGAUAAACCACAUGUUCACGAUACACAGGAAUACAUGAUGCUUGUGAAAGCUCGUUCGAUGCUGCUAGAGGAGUCAUACAAAAAAGCAUUGGAUGUUAAGAAAGUGUUAGAACAAAACUGUAAAUUUACAGGCUUUAUCAAACUUGACUACACACACAGCCAUUGAUAACGAUUUGUAUAUAUUAACGUA